Molecule: messenger RNA, 804 nt
Organism: Neltuma alba
Lineage: Eukaryota; Viridiplantae; Streptophyta; Magnoliopsida; Fabales; Fabaceae
Product: lactoylglutathione lyase-like
Exons: 4
Coding region: 75-503 (142 amino acids)
Source: RefSeq, a predicted model, not a curated record
CGUUCUCAAGUCCCUUGGUGCCUCUGUAGGACAAUUCACUCCCCACAAACGAAGGCAGAGAACGAACGGAAGAAAUGGCAGCAGAAGGAGUGAGCCUCAACCAUAUUUCCAGAGAGACCUCUGACCUUCCCCGCCUCGCCAAGUUCUACCAGGAGUUGUUUGGAUUCGAGGUGGUAGAAAACCCUCACUUCGGAGAUUUCAAGGUGGUUUGGCUGCGUCAUCCUUCGUCUUCUCUUUAUCUCCAUCUCAUUGAGAGGAACCCUUCCACCAAGCUCCCUGAAGGUCCCUGGAGUGCCGUAUCACCUAUUGCUGACCCUAAGGAUCUUCCUAGAGGCCACCAUAUCUGCUUCUCUGUCUCCAAUUUUGAUUCAUUUCUUCAUACUCUCAAGGACAAGGGCAUUGAAACCUUUCAGAAAUCCCUACCUAAUGGGAAGACAAAACAAGUCUUCUUUUUCGAUCCAGAUGGUAAUGGUUUGGAGGUUGCAAGUAAGGAAGACUCUUAAAGAGAUUGCCGUGGGUGAAUCAAUAUACCGUGGAGUUAUGUCAUAUGAAGAUACCAAACUUCAGUUACAAUAGAAGUUCCCCUGUAUGUAUGUUUCUGUGGUUACGUUGAUCCACCAUAGUCAGGGCUUGUAAAGAAGGAUAUGAGGAUAUGAGAAUACUGUGUGUAUUUAUAAGGGAAGUAUCAUGAUUUGAGGAGUUAGUAAAGAAGGAUAGGAUUGGAUUAUGGAAAAUGAAGUUCAUUACAAUUUUAAAUGUUGCACCUAAUCCAGCUACAAUAACAAAAUCUGAAUUUUCCCCCAA